Molecule: messenger RNA, 432 nt
Organism: Elgaria multicarinata webbii
Lineage: Eukaryota; Metazoa; Chordata; Lepidosauria; Squamata; Anguidae
Product: WAP four-disulfide core domain protein 3-like
Exons: 5
Coding region: 1-432 (143 amino acids)
Cellular component (GO): extracellular region
Molecular function (GO): serine-type endopeptidase inhibitor activity
Source: RefSeq, a predicted model, not a curated record
AUGGGGCUCCUCGUGCUCAGGGCUAGAGCUCAGACAUCAGACUAUGGGCCGGAGGAGAAGAAAGGGAAGGCGGGAUUCUGCGUGGCGUCUCCCAGAGGGCUGUAUGAGCCGCCGUGCCUGGUGGCCUGCGAGGGGGACAGCGAGUGCCCCGGAGAUCAGAAGUGCUGUGAAUUUGCUUGCAACUAUCGCUGUCUGCCCCCCAGCAGAGAGAAGCCCGGACUCUGCCCGCCCCCUCUGUUGAAGAAGCUGCAGGGCCCUUUGUCGUGUGAGACCUCCUGCGAAGGGGACGCCUACUGCAGGGGGCCGGAGAAGUGUUGCGAGACGGGCUGCGGCCGCGUUUGCAGGCCGCCUCUGGCAGCUGCUGCCAGCACCAGGAUAGACCUGAUCUUCUAUGACUCUGAAGAGUUGGAGGUGACCUUGAAGAUCACCUAG